AUGGACCGAGGAAAUCAACCCACUAUGUUCACCCCAGGACACAAUAUUAAUGCUACGUUGCCCAGUAUUAAGUCUAGACCGCACGGCGAAUAUAAGACGCAACUAGCGGCGUCCCCCGAAGAUAUUCCUGAGGAGCCAACGCAUUAUUCAAGUGGCUAUUCGAUUAAUGAGCCAUCUCAUAGUUCAAGUGAUAGAUCAACGGCUGGUCCAAAGGGCGGUCCACAGGAUAUUUCAAAGGAUGGCUCAGCUCAUAGUGGCGCACCACUCAUGACUGAUAACACUCAGCUAACGGAACGAGAUGAGCGAAGACCUUCAUCCUCUAACGUAGGAAAUAAAGGUCACCGUCCAUACAAUUGGGGAAAAGCGGCACGUGGGUGUUGGAAGUCCAUGAAGGCGAAAUUUCCCUUGGAUAAGAGCAAGAAGAAUGCGCCGGAGGAUAAGGGACAGAACGCCCCGCCUCUACCGCCUCGCCCGGCUACUCAACUUGCUAAUAAUGCAAAUUCGUUUUGGUCAGUCGAACUUAUAGUGGCUACAAGCCACACUACGGUUCCACCACCCCGAAAACGCACUCCAACCAUUCCGCUGAGCUCCAAUCCGGUACCACCCGAUUUCGAGCCACCACGGCGCAUCGCUUCCUCCCCUCAGCCCUUACGUGGGAAUAGAAGUGGAGUGGAUACGCGUGAUUGGGCGAAACACCCUUCAGAGUGA
Messenger RNA from Venustampulla echinocandica, 708 nucleotides. RefSeq lists its product as uncharacterized. Bases 1 to 708 code for a protein of 235 amino acids. Lineage: Eukaryota; Fungi; Ascomycota; Leotiomycetes; Helotiales; Pleuroascaceae. The transcript has a single exon. The record is from RefSeq and is a predicted model, not a curated record.